Molecule: messenger RNA, 2364 nt
Organism: Colletotrichum tamarilloi
Lineage: Eukaryota; Fungi; Ascomycota; Sordariomycetes; Glomerellales; Glomerellaceae
Product: fungal specific transcription factor domain-containing protein
Exons: 4
Coding region: 1-2364 (787 amino acids)
Biological process (GO): DNA-templated transcription; regulation of DNA-templated transcription
Molecular function (GO): DNA-binding transcription factor activity, RNA polymerase II-specific; zinc ion binding; DNA binding
Source: RefSeq, a predicted model, not a curated record
AUGACCCGAGACCGACACGCGAGCCGCGCGAGUUUCGCAUGCGUACGAUGCAAGAAAGACAAGAGACGAUGCGACAUCUCUCAAAUUUUGAGCUCGGGGGACCGAAUGGACCGGUCCUGCACCUCAUGUCGAAACAAGAACGAAAAGUGUGAGGUCCGCUACGGCGAGGAUAAGCGCAGUCAACGACAACCGAACGAGACCAAGGCACUGCAACGGCGAAUGCAGGCACUAGAGGAGUUUGUCAAGAACGUCUCCAAAAACCCAGAGCUCCCGGUCACACGGCACAAGACGGAUGAAGUUUCGGAUUGUCUGAUGGAACAGGCACGACGGACUGUAGACAGCUACCAGGAUGCGAGGAUACGUGCCUUCCCAAGCCCUGCCAGCUCUUCAAGUCCGGGGACUCAGAAUAUGACGAUAUCGAUCUCUCCUCCGGAGGGAGGACAGAACAAUUGGGCUGUGACGUCGCAACAGGAGCUUCACCCCGCCUCACACUCAAGAUCUGUAUCCUUCUCGGGGCAAAACAGACCGAAGACCGACGACAUCACACACAAUGGCAUCCGAUCGAUCUCCUUCUCAGGCCCCAGCAGGCCAGACUUUGACUGCGUCUCCGAGAGCGUCCCUCCCGUCAUGGAAGAGAUUGGGACACCCGAUAGUAUGCAAGACUUUGACCAAUUUCUUGGCUCUGUGACCCUAUUCCCGUACUCCGAGAAUCAGUCUCGAUCAAGGAGUCCACGCGGGGAAGGCUCUCCUUUUGAGGACGACACGAGCAGACAAGCUCGCGGUGCUCUCGAAUGCUUUCCCGAGCCAGAACCAAUUGUGUCCCAUUUGCUAGACCUAUUCUGGAAAUGGCAAUCAUCUCACCUCCUCGUCGUUGAUCGUGCUUUAUUCCUCCGCCAUCGGGAAAUUUGGGACGACAGUGAAGGACACCGCGGCGAUCGAAACUUUUAUACCCCAUGUCUGUUGUACGCGAUCAUGGCUCUGGCAUCGAUGAUAAGUCUUGACAAGGGAGUCGUGCGGUACUCUACUUCUACCGGCGGUGUCGCCGGAGAGACUUUUGCGAAGCGAGCACGCUCAAUGUUUGAUCUAGAGAUGGAUCACCCAACCAUUUCCACUGUCCAGGCGGCUUUGAUACUUGGUUCUCGAUAUGGAGCCAUGAAGGACAACUCCCUUGGGUGGAUGUACAGUGGCAUUGCCUUCAGAAUGGCGAGUAAAUUGGGCCUACAUCUGGACUGUUCUAAAGCUGUUGCGUCUGGUAAGAUGAGCCAGGAGAUGGCCGAUCUCAGAAGGAGAGUAUUCUGGGGCUGCCACAUUGAAGACAACCUAUUCAGCGCUUACUGUGGGCGACCAAACUCCUUUAUGGAGUGGGAUAUCACCAUUCCCAUACCUGAGCGACCCUUCAAAGGCAUCAGCAAAGACGAAGCCGAAUCGACUUCGUCACUUUUACAUCACACCUCAACACUCUCAGUGCUAUGUUCUAAGAUUCUAAUUAGUAUCCACCGUCAACGGCGGCACUCAUCUACGAGCGAGAUGAGAUUGAAAGCAUCACAACUUCACAGAGCCCUAUGGCAGUGGCAUCACGAUCUUCCUAAGAGCUUGACAUGGUCCAGCGAUUCAAAUAUCCUGGCACAGCCCCAUGUCUUCAUCUUGCAAAUGAACUUCUACUUUGCUCUCAUUCUACUCCACCGGCCAUUCCUCCGAUUGUCUUCAAAAUUCCUCAACGUCGACAACAUGAACUCUUCGGCUCUCAACUCCACACACGCAUGCGCUACAGCAGCAGCAAACAUCACAAAGCUCGCAACGACUUACAGACGAUCUUUCAAUAUGCGACAGAUGCCGCCAUCGAUUGUACACUUUGUUUUCAUCGCAGGUAGCAUUCAUCUCCUCAACCUUCGUGCAGGACAACCAGGCAACCAUGAAGUUCUUCUUCAGAGUUCCACUGAAGCCUUAUCCGAGCUCGCAAAGUCAUAUCCCGUGGCGCAGAAAGCCAGCACUGAGCUGGAAAGCUUGAUUGAAAAGUGGAGGUCCGCGAAAGAGGCCGAGAAGAGAGCCACGGAGACAAGUAGGGCGGCGCAAGAGGUUGAGAACAGCAUGAGCUCUGGGUGUGCGAUACGGCCAGGGGUAUCUGGAUUUCUUGAUAUUGAUUUUUCUCCUUUGGAAGAGCUUGGGGAGUUUAUGGAUUUGAAAAAAGGCCAACAACCUGCUACGAAGUCUGUGUUUGAUAUGCCGGCUGAUAUCGGCUUCCACGAGCAGCUAUCGCUGGAUCAAAACGGUAAUGAUUGCAUGUUUCUGGACCAAGAUUGGCUUCAGGAUGGAACAGGAUUCGAGAGCAUGGACGGAAGUGGCUGUCCAUGGAUGUACAAUUAA